AUGGACCCAGCGUUGCACGCGGCUGCGGUGCAGGGGAGCGUGGCGAGCCUGAGGAAGCUGGCGGCCGAGCGCCCCGACAUCCUUGGCUCCAAGACGCCCCAGGAGAACACCGCACUGCACAUCGCCGCGGAGCUCGGCCAUGCCGGCUUCGCGGAGGAGGCCCUGGGUUUGGACCACAAGCUGCUCGUCAGCAAGAACGCCGACGGCGACACGCCGCUGCACCUGGCGGCCAGGUCGGGGAAGGUGGGCGUGGUGGAGCUGCUCAUCGCACACUCCUUCGCCACUGCGCGGGAUGGACAGACCGGGGAACCUUCCCCGAGCACUCCUGGUAGCGCGGUGGCGCAGGGGCCUCUGUUGAUGGCCAACAAGGCCGGCGACACCCCGCUGCACCAGGCCGUGCAGCACGGCUGGAGCGCCGUGGCGCUCAAGCUGCUGGACGCCGAGCCCAGCUGCGGCCACGCGCUCGACGCGAAAAAGCUGUCGCCGCUGCAUAUCGCCGCCCGGGAGGGCCUCGCGGACGUCGUGAGCAAGAUUGUCAGCCAUCCCUGGGUCCGUGAGAGGUUUGUACCCUCCGACUCUGUCAGCGGCACCGCCCUGCACCAGGCCGUCCUCGGCGGCCACAGCCGUAAGUGUGGUGGAGAUAUUGCUCGAGGCGACGCCGGAGGAUCAGAUCGGCUGACGGACUCGAGCGAGAACAACGCGCUGCACUACGCGGCGCAGAAGAACAGCGCCCGCGUGGUGAAGCUGCUGCUGAACCGGAAGGUGGAGCUGGCCUACAGGCGCAACCGCGACCUGCAGUCGCCGCUGCACGUGGCGGCCAACUACGGGUCGACGGAGGCCAUGGUGGAGCUGCUGAAGCACUGCCCCGACGCGGCGGAGAUGGUGGACAGCAAGGGCAGGAACGCCUUCCACGUCGCCGUCACCAGCGGCAAGGUGGACGCCCUCAAGCGCCUGCUCAAGCACGUCCGCCCCGAGGAGAUCGUCAACCGCGUCGACCACGGCGGCAACACGCCGCUGCACCUCGCCGCCGCCCUGUCGCGCGUCCAAUCGGCGCUGCUCCUCAUCAAGGACCGCCGCGUCAACCCCUGCGUCCUCAACCGGGACGGCCAGUCCGCGCGCAGCCUCAUCGAGAAGCGCGGCGCCAGCGGGGAGGAGAUGGACACCUACGAGAUGUACCUGUGGAAGAAGCUCAAGAAGCACGAGGCCUGCAGGUGCCAGAAGCAGCAGCUGCCUCCCAUCGCCACCUACCAGUCGCUGCGCGGCCGGAGGGCUGGCCACGACGAGUACUUCAAGCAUAGCGUCGAGACCUACACGCUGGUGGCCACGCUCAUCGCCACCGUCAGCUUCGCCGCCACCUUCACCAUGCCGGGGGGUUACAGCCAGACCGAGGGCACGGCCAUCCACGGACACACGGCGGCGUUCAAGAUCUUCGUCAUCUCCAAUACAGUGGCCAUGUGCAGCUCCGUCGUCGUCGUCUUCUGUUUCAUCUGGGCGUGGCGGGACCCCGUCAAGUUCAAGCUGGACCAGCUCAUGUGGGGCCACAGGCUCACCAUCGUUGCCUGCCUCGCCAUGGUCGUCUCCCUCAUGACUGCCGUUUACAUCACCGUUGCACCCACGGCAAGGUGGCCUGCGUACGUUGUGAUCGCCAUCGGAGCUAGCACUCCCGCCAUGGUGUUCCUCAUUCUUGGGAAAGAGGCAUUGUACAUCCCACUAUAGCUACUACUCCUCUUCCUCUCUGAAAAGAAGACCUGCAGUUUUUU
Molecule: messenger RNA, 1760 nt
Organism: Triticum dicoccoides
Lineage: Eukaryota; Viridiplantae; Streptophyta; Magnoliopsida; Poales; Poaceae
Product: ankyrin repeat-containing protein At5g02620-like
Exons: 2
Coding region: 1-1716 (571 amino acids)
Cellular component (GO): plasma membrane
Molecular function (GO): protein binding
Source: RefSeq, a predicted model, not a curated record